This is a messenger RNA of Lycium barbarum (goji berry), 501 nucleotides long. RefSeq lists its product as uncharacterized. NCBI's taxonomy places the organism in Eukaryota, Viridiplantae, Streptophyta, Magnoliopsida, Solanales, Solanaceae. The coding region runs from base 1 to 501 and encodes 166 amino acids. The record is from RefSeq and is a predicted model, not a curated record. The transcript has 2 exons.
AUGGAAGGGGUGAUUGCCAAUUCUAAUGGAAAGAUUUGGGUUUUCAUUGAUGUUGCAGUUCAAAUGGAAAUUCUAAUGAAUACUGAUCAACAAUUAUCUCUGAAGUUACAUCAUCAGGACUUGGGCACAGACUUCAUUGCUAUUUUUGUCUAUGCCAAGUGUGAUGCAGUUGAAAGUGAAUUAUUUGAUAUAGGUUUUAAAGGGAGUCCUUUUACUUGGUGGAAUGGCAUAUCAGCUGGAGAUUGCAUUUUUAAGAGACUUGAUAGAGAGGUGGUGAAUCAACAAUUCCAGAAUUUAUUUUCAAACAUAGAGGUGGAACAUUUGUCCAGAACAGGAUCAGAUCACACUCCUUUAUUAUUAACUUGUGGAGAUGGAAAUGUUACUUUCAGCAAACCUUUUAGGUUUCUUAAUUUUUGGACUAAUCAUGAAUCAUUCAAAGAGCUGAUCUUACAGAAUUGGAGUUCAGAAGUUGUUGGAUCCUCUUACUUGAACUUUAGUUGA